AUGCCCAAGCGCUUCCUGACCCCGGAUGGUGACAAGUUCUGGAGAAUGCCAGAGUGUUACAUUCGUGGCAGCACAAUUAAAUACCUGCGUAUCCCCGAUGAAAUAAUUGACAUGGUGAAGGAAGAGGUGGUGUCGAAGGGCAGAGGUCGCGGUGGGAUGCAGCAGCAGAAACAGCAGAAGGGCCGUGGAGUUGGAGGUGCUGGACGAGGUGUGUUUGGUGGCCGUGGCCGAGGAAUACCAGGCAGUGGAAGAGGCCAGCAGGAAAAAAAGCCGGGCAGACAAUCAGCAAAGCAAUGAGAAGCUGUGUUGCAGCCUGGCCAGAGACAGUGCUGGGAUGCUGCUUGGUUUUAUCACCUCAGGAUUACCAUGCGUUCAAAAGUGUUAAAAUUCUAGUCUUUAGUCAGCUAUUCAAUGCCAGAAUCAUGUUGCUUGGAAGCCCCUCACAGUCUAAUCUGGUAAAGUGAAGUUCACUUCUUUUACUCAGAAAAUUUGUAAUUGGAAAUACUUUAAAACAAAAAAAAAAAUCACUUACGGUAGAGGACCUAACUUCAGUCUUUUCCUGAGAGUGAAAAUGCUGUUUAGUUCUUCAGGGUCACCAGGUUUAAUUUAGUGUUAUCCUGUAUAGUGUUUUAAGAACUAAGGCAAACACUUUUUCAGGAUGGUUUGUUUUGUUUUUAUACUUGAAACUUGGGAAACUUGUUGCAUUUGUAACAGAUGCAAACACUUUGAUUUAACAACACUGAGCUUGAGAAUGUUGUAUCUUUA
This is a messenger RNA of Struthio camelus australis, 765 nucleotides long. The record is from RefSeq and is a predicted model, not a curated record. NCBI's taxonomy places the organism in Eukaryota, Metazoa, Chordata, Aves, Struthioniformes, Struthionidae.